AUGGAGAAGAAACCGACGGCCGAUUCGAGGCCGUCGGCAGAUCUCUCCCAAGACCCUUAUCAGGAGACCAUACCGUCCAAAGAGACAACGAAUGACAUGGAUACCAAUUUUCAUUCUUUAUCGCCGCCCACGAACUCGCCUCUUGACAUCGAACAAAAAGACGAAGAAGCAGACAUCCCUCCGAUCUCAGAGGCAGAACAAAAGCAACCGGUGGUGGUGCCGCGACUGAAACGUAGAGGCCUUUUCGGUCAGCUCACGUUGCUCGCCGAAAUUGAGAACCCGAAGACUUACCCUCGCAAGAAGAAGUGGUUCAUUACUUUUAUCGUCGCAGUAGCCGGGGCGACGGCACCUAUGGGCAGUUCUAUAUUCUUCCGUAAGUUGACGAGUCUAAUUUGUCGCGGCGAUAUCCUCUACUUCUUUCUAUUCAACCGCAAAUGCAUAUACCCUUUACUACAACAUUUACCAGGCUGA
Molecule: messenger RNA, 471 nt
Organism: Aspergillus melleus
Lineage: Eukaryota; Fungi; Ascomycota; Eurotiomycetes; Eurotiales; Aspergillaceae
Exons: 1
Coding region: 1-471 (156 amino acids)
Source: RefSeq, a predicted model, not a curated record